Molecule: messenger RNA, 288 nt
Organism: Coprinopsis cinerea okayama7#130
Lineage: Eukaryota; Fungi; Basidiomycota; Agaricomycetes; Agaricales; Psathyrellaceae
Exons: 7
Coding region: 1-288 (95 amino acids)
Source: RefSeq, a predicted model, not a curated record
AUGGCUUCCCAGGCCGAGUUCGAGCAGCUUGUCAGCUUUCUUAAGAUCGCACAGGAGGGAAAUUAUUCCACAGCUGCUGGGUUGUCACUGCUCACUUUUGAUGUCUUUUCGACGUUUCAAGAUGAGGUCCGGUAUAUAUGGCGGUCGAGAUGGAGUGUAGCCAAAGUUGCGUACUUGCUGGCGAGAUACUGGGCGUUGGUAUUCAUGAUUGUUAUUUUGGCUGCGGCGACGAGCAAACAUAGUGUCAAGUAUGUGUCGGCACGCUAUGAAGAGUUCCCGUCGACCUAA